UUAGCUUUACAUAUUAGCAUGCAAGAUUGGUGAUGACAAAAAAAGCGAUACACUCGAAUACACUUUAUUGAUAUUUUGCAUUAUGCUUGGGAAUUCAAUGCUGUUUAGUUAUGGAUAUGAAACACAAGUGAAUUUUCCGAAGUUCGAGUGUAAUGAUAAUCUGUUUGGAUUUCAGAAAUGUUGACAGAUGACCAUUCAAAUAGUCUGUUGAAAGGUCAACAAGAUCUUUUUCAACAUGGCGACCUGUAAUCAAAAUAGAUAUUUAGUUUGUCUUUGUAUAUUUAUAACAGCCAGUUUGACGUUUGUCUUAUCUGAUAGUACUAAAAAACGUGAUGUGUACAAUUAUAAUAAUAAACUUGAACAGGAGGCUUUCAAAGCACUAUUCUCUGCAGAUGGAUAUUUCUCUGACACAAGGCAAGAACCAGUUGACCCUAAAAUUUUAGGUGGAAUUAGAAUUCAGAUAGAAGCUUUGAAGUUGUGGUCUCAAUUAAGGCAAACAGCCAAUGUCGAAUUGGGGAUUCCGCAGAUGCAGUCAAUUUAUGAUUCACUUCCAUACAAGAAAAAGAAGACAAAUUCACAAGAUGUAGUAGAAAGGAUUGCAAACAGGUUAAAAGAAAGAUUUGCGGAAUAUUUCAAAGUGUUAAAAACCAAUAAAGUUACAGUACAAACACUGUACCAGUUUCAUAUUAAACAACCAAUAACUAAAAUCUUUGGAUGUUGUGAUUUACAGUUUACUCAGUUACAUUCACUUCCUCAGUAUGGAUGUAAAGUUGCAACAAAAACCAGCUGUGACCUGUUCCCAGAAAAUCUCAAGAAGGGUUCAUUUAACCCAGGAAGGAAUCUCACAGAAGUAUGGAGAGGCAAUGUACAACUGGUUCCCAGUCUGAAGUGGCAGUAUUUUAUAUCUGUAGAUGGUGUUCACAGUGAAUACCCUGGAAAUGCUUUCCAAUGGUUUGACAACUGUCAUGAUGCUAAUAACAUUAGACACAGAAAUGUGUAUGUUUCUACAGUACAACCACAGUCAAAGCAUCUAGUGAUAGUUAUGGACCAUGGGAAUUCACUGAGUCCAAACCAACUACGAAUAGCUAAAGGAAUAGCCAAACAUAUAUUGUCAUCAUUGUCUGAAAAAGACAGGGUUGCUGUUAUUGGACUUGCAUCAAAGGUAUCGUUUCCAAGAGAACCUGAUACAGACUCCUGUCUCCAUAACAAGAUGGUUCCAGUCACAUAUGAAGCUAAUCUACAUUUCAGUAACUUCAUUGAUAAGCUGGAGAAAGAAAAUGCUGCUACUAACCACACUCUAGGAUUUAAGACAGCCUUAGACAUUGUACAGAAAACUAUGCACAAAAGUCCAGUUGUCAAUAUGGAUUAUGCUAUGGUAGUAUACAUUAGUCGUGGAUUGCUGUCGUCUAUUAAUGAGCCCAGUAUCGUGUUAGAAACAAUUGCAGAGCUGAAUGGGAGACUUAAAAACAGAGUCAUUAUCAACACAUAUGCUGUUAUUGAUGAUGGUAAACCUGUUACAUGGGAGAAGAGUUUUCUACAGAAUGUUGCCAAGCAAAACUUUGCUCAGUAUAAUGUACAACAAAGAAGUUCUGAACCCAUUGUUCCUGGUACAAUGAUGGCUAUAAAUACAACCAAAGAUCUGAGUAUGUCUGUAGGAAAGUUUUAUUUACCAUUCAACCAAUCAGCUUCAGAAGUACCUGUCUUCUCACUGCCUUACAUAGACAAAGCUGAUAAAGCACUGACCAUUACCAUAAGUCAGACAUGUUUCCAUAACAACAAGGUGAUUGGAAUUAUGGGAGUAGAUCUACAUAUGGAGGAUAUUGUACAAGAUAUUACAUACUAUGAUGAAAUGGAUGGUUCAUAUGCAUUUGUCAUCACAUCUGAAGGUUAUACCAUUAUGCACCCGUCUUUUACACGUCCAGUUAAAACAGAUGUACAACCAAUGCAUACAGACAUUUGGCAUUUUGAGAACAAUGAAGGAUUUGCCAGGAUAAGGAGUGACAUGAUCAAUAUGGAAUCUGGUGAACGGACAUUAAUCUUGAGAAAUGAUGUGAAGACCAAUAGAUCUGAAAACGAUGCUAAUUAUUAUGCCACAUACAUAUGGAAAAGAGUAGAAAAUACACCAUUUAUUGUAGCCAUUAAAACUUUUUCUCAAAUAGAAGAUGCAAAAGUCUUAGAGAAAAUUACCAGUUUCAGUGCUAGUGAUGUUAAUAUGUUGUAUCAUCGACUAGAUCUUCUACCAGCCAGUACCAUGUGUUUACAUCUUAAACAGUUGGCCACAGAAGAUACAAGCACAAUAUUUUUGUCGCCAAAAUGUUUUAAUGAACCAUACGAUCACAUGAGUUUACGUGAAGACAAGAAAAUGGUUAGGAGUUACACUGCUUACCUUAAAGAACCUUAUGUAGAACUGACCAAUCCAGGAAUCAAGGAUGGUGUAAGAGAUGAUGCCUUAGCCACUGGUAGAAUUACCAAUGAUUGGAAGUUAAGAUACAACACAAGUGCUCACAGAGAUAGUAUAGUAAGGAGGUAUAUAGCAACAACAAAUGGUGUAUUUAGAAUGUACCCUGGAACAUUACUAGACAAAACAUUUGAUCCUUCAAAAAGAACAUGGUAUACAAGAGCCUUUGAGUUUCCAGGAAAAGUAACACUGACAGCACCAUAUUUAGACAUGGGUGGAGCUGGUUACAUUACAACCAUCAGUCAUACCAUCUAUGAGGGAAAAGAUGAUGCCAUGCACAGUUCAGCCAAUAAAGUAGUAGCUGUGAUGGGUAUGGACCUGACUCUAGGAUAUUUCUACAAAAUGUUACAAGAUCAUAUCUAUAUAUGUAGCCAUAAGACUGUCAGGUGUUUCAUCAUGGACGACAGAGGUUAUCUAGUGGCACAUCCUGCUUUGAUAGAACCAAAUGGCAAAGGUCCUGUUGAAAAACAACAUAUCACUCAUCAGGAACCAUUGGUGGCUAAUGACAUCUUGAACCACAGAUAUUUUGUGCACAAGAAAAGAUGCAAUAGAUUUAAUGAUCGAACAAUUCAGAGAUAUUAUAAUUUCAACACAAGUCUGGACGGAGUUCUUACAAACUUGGUCCAUGGAGAAAAAUGCUCAAGAUACCAGAUUGUACAUAUUCGAGGAACAAAUGCUUUCCUAGGAAUAGUGAAUCACACAUGUGACACAGCAACUGCCUUCUGUCCUUGUAGUAUGUCUGACCGAUUAUGUUUGAAUUGUAAACAGAUGGAACAGACAGUAUGUGAAUGUCCUUGUGAAUGUCAGUUAGAUGUAGAUUUCUGUACAGGGGGACUACUAGAGGAAGAAAACUUUAAUCCAAGUUGUGAAAGGGUACCAGAGAAAGAAUCAAUUCUGAGACUGGAUCCCAAACUUACAGAGGAUAAAACUCCUUGUGGAAAACAUAUCUGUACAGGGAGAACUACUAAACUGGGUUGUAUAAGUGUGAUGGGAUGUCAGUGGUGCCAGGUUCAUAAAGACAUGAAUCCUAUAUCUACACCUUAUUGUGCAGACCAAAGAGUAUGUUUUGGUGGGAUAGAGGAAGCACCAACUCCAUAUGGCGAUGAAGUCAGAGCAAUGGCUCAGAAUACUGAACAGACGAAUACAAAGACAACACCAGUGGGUCCAGUAGCUGGUGGAAUCAUGGGAUGUUUCCUUGUUCUAGCAAUGGGUGUUUAUUGUUAUCGUCAUCAUAUUCAUCGCACUAAUCAUCAGUACAUUACAACUUUACAAGAGAAUACAAAUCGUACCUCAAAUUUUUAUGAUACAGAUGAUAUUGAUCCUAUAGAUGAACCUGGAACAGGUCACACAAAUUUUCUGUUGGCGACAUUUGAAAAUCCAGCAGCUGUAUCCCCGUAUCGUAUGAGUACAUCAUACCGUCGACCUACAGGUGGUGGUGACAGUGAUCAUGGUUAUAGUACCAUGACACCACACGAGGACAGUGAACAUGCUAGUUUGCCGUGUUCUGAACCUUUUAUAAGUAAAGACAGAUAUAAACCAGUGUCGUAUGCAAUAUCUAAAUCUCAUGCAUUACCUCCUCCUCCGUCAUCCAAUAGGAGGAGUCGAAGUCCGACUCCCCCACAAACAAAACUUACAAACUUUUACCAACCAAUACCUGAACAAACUAUCAUACCUCAACAAACAAUCUUACCAGACGUUAACAGUGUAAUAGCAAAUGUUCAAGUUCACAUGGUGGACACACAUUGACAUGUGACGUAAAGGGCAAUUAUUUUACAUGGAGUACUUCUGAACAAACUGGAGUGAUAGUUCUGGUCAUGGAUAUAAAUUUGAAGGAAAUUCAGUGUGCUUGGUUUGUGUUAUUCAUGACCAGUUGAAAAAGCAUUAUCAGUGAAGGUAGACAACUCUUCUCAGAUAUAAUGGAUAUAUUGCUAAAGUGAUUUUUAAUGACCAGACCACUCCAUGAUGAAUAAAGAAGUUGGAUCUCAGGAAGAUGGCUAAGAUUUAAUAUUUAUUAUACAUGUACAGAUAUAUAUAGUGCUAUAUAGACCUGCUUUGUUCAUAUACUGCUGAAGACUUGUAUAUACAUAUUUUAUGGCAAGCUCUUUAAAUAUGCAACUGUUUACAUUUCUUAUUGCUUUAUGCAGUACAUGCAUAUAUCUCAGAAGAAUGCAUGCAUAAGUUUUAUUUAUUGAUUAUUAUACGCUUUUUCACUUCAUAUGUUAUGAAGGGAUGUAUGUUAAAUGCCUAUAGUGCAACAGAGUAGGUUUCUUUUAUUGAUGUGCAGGUGCUUGCUAUUUUUGAUAUUUUUAAAAAUAUUUCACAAGACAGAAAUAUUAGUAUAGUAUUCCUAAAAGCUGUUUGAAAAAAUAAAAGACCUGGGUUUUCAACAAAAAUUUGGAACCAGGCAGAUAUUUAUGUGAUCCAAUUUUUCAUGCCUUAAAAGUGAAAGCAUUCUAGGUAACAACCACUAGACCUACGAAGAGGACUAUGGUCACGAAAUAGAUAACUCUUGAAUCUAACUUGGGAUAACUAAACAUAACUUAUUUAUUUAUUUUGAAAGUUUUGAUGCAUCCUUUAAAUUCAUAAAUAGAUGCCAUUCAAUUAACAAUACUUUUAUGACAGGAUAUUCAAUCAGGACCUGUUAAAAGGUUAAUACAUUGCACACCAUUGUUCUAACUGAAAAGAUGUGCCUGUAUUAGAGAAAAAUAGAACAGUCAAAAAACAAUUCAAACCGUGAUUAUUUUUCAGAUGAAAAUUAAACAAACCUAUAUGUUUAAAUCAAUUAAAUUCUAUCUGUGCUUUAAAUGUAUUAAACAAAUCGACAGAAUAUGACUUUGAAGCAUUGAAUUAGACCUCUAUAUAUAAUUUUACUUUAUGAUAAAAUGUACACAAAGCUAAAUUUAAAAAGAAAAAAAAUAUUUUCUGAUAAUUUAUAUUUUAAGCAGUUUCUACAUUAUUUUAGCAAAACCAAUUUUACUGCAGGUGUAAUUUGAUGUGCCAUUAUUUUUUAUAAGUGAAUGUUUUUAUAGAGCUUUUUUCACUGUUUUUACUGUUAAAUAUCAGAAAUAUUUUAAUUUAUCCGUACUUUACACUGGAUUAUAUGAAUUUGUGUUGUUAUCCUGAAAUUACAUGGUAUUGAUGUAAUCUUUUUUCACCAAGCUGUCAAAUUAUUUUAAAAUGCCAAACAGGAGAAACUAUUAAGUAAUUUACAAUUUUUUUUAAAUAUUUGUUCACUUUCUUUGAACUUUUGCAUCAGUUGUGAAUAUAACUUUCAAAGGUUGAUAUUUUUUCAGUUUUUAGAUUUGUCUGAAUGAUGUAGUAUAACAUUGAAAUAAUGUAUUUUAAAACUGUGCCAUGUUAUAUAUGUAACACUCUAUACCUGAAGAAGUAGUCACUGUUUAGGUUUAAUAAUUAAAAAAAAAGCCUGCAGUUUUUUUCAUACACUUUAAUUACUUAAUUUUUGUUUUAUUAAAAAAAUGAUACAUGUAUUUAUAAAUCGCAUUGAAAAGAUUUAGUGUCUAUUUACAAGAAAUGCAGAUGACUGUGAUCAGAUUAAAAUACACUUGACUGCAGAACAAAAUGGAAAUGUUUGGGCACAUAUGAAAAAAUGCUUUGGCAUAUUAUUAGUUACAUAGUGUGCUAGUGACCUAAUACGAUAUAUAUGGGGUCAGUAAAUUCCAUAUGGGGUGAGAGCGAAGCUCGAAUCCCCAUAUGGAAUUUACUGACCCCAUAUAUAUCGUAUUAGGUCACUAGCACACUAUGUAACGAAUUUAUCUUACCGACUAUCUUAACAUGUGGUAUUUAGACUAGUGGCCUAUCAAAGUGAUCAAGUCUUCAUUGCCGUUAGUAUUAAGAACCUACUUCAAUUGGUCUAUACAAAAACAGAUGCCAACAAUAACAACUGAGUUUUAUGAAUUUAUUUCAAUGGUUCAUCAUCAUGAAUUUCUUCUUCUGUUGAAACCUUUAAAAUUUUUCCUCAACACCAUGUUAUUUUUAUAAAGGGACGUAACACCAUUACUAACUGUGUAUUGAAACAAGCCCCGCCUACUAACCUAAUAUGGAAUAUACACAGUCUCCACGCAGUUGCUUUUAACCAAUCAUACUCCUAGAAAAGUAUAGGAGGUAAGAUAAGUUUAUUUAUACAGACAUAGUUUGAAGGGAUGGACAUGUUGAAAGAUAAUGACACAUUUUCAGAGUGAUACAUACAUUUGAUGAACACAGUUUUAAUAUCAAUGUUUAUGAUGUAACUUAUAUUUCUUAAUAGAAAUAUAUGUGUGGUAUGUUUAUUGAAAUACAUAUAUAAUAUAUAUGUAAGAGCUUUGUACAAACAAUACAGUUAUGUGUUUUUGUUUUAACUACCUCGAUAUAAUAUGUCAUCCUAUGUAUAUUCCAUACUGUUCAUCCGUGUGUUGUUCUUACAUAUACAUACUAUUCAUCCAUGUGUCGUUCUUAGACACUUUAUUUUAGACAAUUUAUACAUACUAUUAGUUUAUUUGUUUAUUUUGUUAGAACUUUACCACUCAUGCAUUGUAAUUAGUCAACAUUAAAUGUUGUUGUAUAUAUGUAUAUAAGUCAUAAAUUCAUUAUUUAUAUAACAGCAUUAUAAAUAUUGAGAUAGGUUGAAAAUAAGAGGUUGACAAAACAAUUUUGUUUGACAAAUUAAUUUUUAUUAUUAUUCUUAAAAAGAUGUCUGAAUAUAGAUGCCCAAAUGCUAAAAGAUCCAAUUUUUCCUUUGAAUAUGAUUAGUAAAAUUUUAAACCAUGCUGUGUGAUAUGAAAUAUACCUUGCAUCAAUGCAAUCAUAAAUUGAGUUGUAUCUUUAUAUUAAAGUGGUCUUUAGCAUCACCUUAAACCAAUAAUAGUCAAAUUUACAAUUUUGAUCAUACAGUUAAGAAUCUAAAAGUGCGUAAAAAAUGAUUCAUGAUAAUAAAUACUUAUUUUUUCUGAGAACAUUAAAUUUUAAACGAUAUAAAUAAUUAUACCAUUAGAACAGAUUUUAAUUUUCAGAAUGUUGUACAGUUUAAUAUAACAAUGAAAGGACAUAGUGUAAAACUGAUAUCGAUAGCACAAUAUAUCAUAUCUUUUUCUGUAAAAAUAUUUGGAAACAUAAAGUUUUUAGGUGCAAAAUUUAAAUAAAAACCAAUGACAUCUAUAAAGAUUGUUAUAUUUGGGUUUAAAUAUACUACAGAGGUACAUUUAAUAAAAUGGAGAAAAUAUACUUCCAAUUGGAUGAAAAUCACCCAAUCAAUCUAUAUCCCCAAAAUUCACUAAAGUUGAUAUUUAAUGGAAAUAGUAUUUAUAUUUGAAUUUGUUAUAUUGUCUUGAUUUUUUAUGAAAUUAAUCUAAGAGUGUGAUUUUACUUGUUUAAUUUAUUCAGAUCUUUUUAUUUUCUUUGAACAAAUUUUAUGAAAUGUGCAUUUAGAACAUUUUGAAAAAUGCAUUAAAAUAUAUUUUGUUGAAUAGAUUCUGGAAAAAGAUAAACACUUUAAUUGAAUUUUUUUUUUAAAUAGCAUGAUGGCAAUACUAUUUAGUGUUAUUUUAUUAUACUAAGUAUAAUAGAGAUUGGGGUGCACUCACUUAUGUAGAUAUGUGAACUUAUAACUUUUUGUGCAUGAAAGAUACAUAUGAACUUUAGUAUAAAUAAAUAGUAAGGAUAAUCUUAACCUCACAGGUGUACCUGCUUCAUCAAUUUCAUAAAUGGAAUAAACUAAAUGAGAUCAAAAUAUAUAUUUACCCCAGGUCUUCCUACAGAAAUAUACUUCCAGUGUAAAAUAUGGUUGGUUAUUGUUUUUUUUUCUAAUCAAUUGCAAAAAAUGAAAUGAAAUGGCUCUUUUUUUAAUAUGGAGUUCAUUUUAAAAACAAUGUUUUCAUUGUAAAUAGAUGACUUUUUAUAUGUAUAUUAAUUAGCAAUAUGUGAUUUAAGUAUCUAAAGAUUUGCAAAUACUUUAAGGUUUUUGUUAAGAAUUUAUUAGUUUUUGUUUUACUAUUUUACGUACAAGAGUAUUCUUCAAAAUGGAAAUUCAGCCCAAACUUAUAUCUCAUAACUGAAAGUUUAUGCCAUGUUUUAGGUAUCAUUUUAAGUUGAUUUAGUUGAAAAAUGCACCAAGGUUUUUUGGUGUCAUAUUAGUUGAUUUUAAGUUUAAAGUUUACAUUUUAAAUAAUUUUGCAUUUUGUGUUGGAAUACACAAUCUGAAAAUAAGAUGUGGUAGGAUUUCAAUGGGGACAAGUAUCCUGUAAGACUACAGGUUGUUUAUCUCAAAGACAGUUAAUGAAUUAUUUACAUGACUUUGAUCAAAAUGCUUUCAAAGUUUCAAAUGUAAAAUUCAAAUCAUUUGAUGAGUUUGGCUGAAAUGUUUUUUAUGUUGACAGUAAGUUUAACUCCAUUGAAUUAUUAAUUGUUUUAAAGGAUAAUUAAUUAGGUAUGACAAGGUUGAAGGUUCUACAGUGGUGAAAGUUUUACUUUUCCAUCAUGCUCGGUUAUUGUAAGACGUUAUCUCCCUUUUGUCAUUGUUAAGGAGGUGAUCUCCCUUUGUUACAUUUUGAUUUCUGUAAAACAAAGAGUCAGUUUUACACUAAGCAUAUUUAUUCACAUGUUUAUGAAAAGUUAAUUGUUAGUGGUGUCCAUUACUGGUAGUGGACUUUGGUUAAUAUAUUAUUGUGUCAAACAGUAAAGUCAUAUACAGGUUGUAGCAUUACAAAGUUAGUAAUUCAUUUUUUUUUCAAAAUAGUUUGUGGAACAAACAUAACCUAUUGUCAUCCUUAACAAUGAAUUGUCAUUGGAAUUUUAUAAUAAAAUAUGUCAAGAACA
Molecule: messenger RNA, 9265 nt
Organism: Mytilus californianus (California mussel)
Lineage: Eukaryota; Metazoa; Mollusca; Bivalvia; Mytilida; Mytilidae
Product: VWFA and cache domain-containing protein 1-like
Exons: 29
Coding region: 236-4204 (1322 amino acids)
Cellular component (GO): voltage-gated calcium channel complex
Molecular function (GO): voltage-gated calcium channel activity
Source: RefSeq, a predicted model, not a curated record